This is a messenger RNA of Alternaria atra, 1101 nucleotides long. RefSeq lists its product as uncharacterized. Gene Ontology annotation, molecular function: proton-transporting ATPase activity, rotational mechanism. The record is from RefSeq and is a predicted model, not a curated record. Gene Ontology annotation, biological process: vacuolar transport; vacuolar acidification; proton transmembrane transport. Bases 1 to 1101 code for a protein of 366 amino acids. The transcript is spliced from 4 exons. NCBI's taxonomy places the organism in Eukaryota, Fungi, Ascomycota, Dothideomycetes, Pleosporales, Pleosporaceae. Gene Ontology annotation, cellular component: proton-transporting V-type ATPase, V0 domain; vacuolar proton-transporting V-type ATPase complex; fungal-type vacuole membrane.
AUGGAGGGCCUUUACUACAACGUCAAAUACGGCUACAUCGAGGGCAUCGUGCGCGGUUACCGCAAUGCACUGCUCACCAGCCAGAACUACAGCAACCUGACGCAGUGCGAAACCAUCGACGAUGUCAAGCUCCAGCUUUCGCCCGCGUACGGCGACUUCCUCAACUCAUUGCCCCCGAACCCAUCGACGUCUGCCCUCGCCGCAAAGACCACUGACAAGCUCGUGGCCGAGUUCCGCUAUCUCCAGGCCAACGCUACCGGCUCGCUCUCCAAGUUCAUGGAAUACCUCACGUACGGAUACAUGAUCGACAACGUCGCGCUGCUGAUUACGGGUACGCUGCAUGAGAGGGAUACGCGAGAACUGCUCGAGAGGUGUCACCCGCUCGGCUGGUUCGAGACUAUGCCGGUACUGUGCGUGGCGACCAACAUCGAGGAGCUGUACAACUCGGUUCUGAUCGAGACACCCCUCGCGCCCUACUUCAAGGGCUCGCUCAGCCACCAGGAUCUCGACGAACUGAACAUUGAGAUCAUCCGCAACACCCUAUACAAGAACUACCUAGAGGACUUCCACCAAUGGAUCAACUCUUGCUCCGACAUCGCCGGUACACCCACCUCAGACGUCAUGUCUGAAGUCUUGGAGUUCGAGGCCGACCGCAGGAGCAUCAACAUCUCCCUGAACUCUUUCGGUACCGAACUUUCCAAAGCAGACAGGAAGAAGUUGUACCCAGCUUUCGGCAAGCUAUAUCCAGAGGGAACUCUGAUGCUAUCGAGGGCAGAUGAUGUGGAGGGUGUGCGCAUUGCCGUGGAGAGCGUCGCCGACUACAAGAUGUUCUUCGACCAGACCGGUCUCAGUGGUGGCGGCGGUGGCGGUGUAGGCAACAUGGCCGGAGGUGUUGGUGGCGAGACAAGGAGUUUAGAGGACCUCUUCUACCAGAAGGAGAUGGAGAUCUCGAAGCUCGCAUUCACCCACCAAUUCACUCACGCCAUCGUCUACGCAUGGGUAAAGCUGCGUGAGCAGGAAAUCCGUAACAUCACAUGGAUAGCCGAGUGCAUCGCACAGAACCAAAAGGAGCGCAUUGGUAACUACAUCAGCGUCUUCUGA